This is a messenger RNA of Microstroma glucosiphilum, 1659 nucleotides long. Its product is annotated as DUF185-domain-containing protein. The record is from RefSeq and is a predicted model, not a curated record. Lineage: Eukaryota; Fungi; Basidiomycota; Exobasidiomycetes; Microstromatales; Microstromataceae. Gene Ontology annotation, molecular function: protein-arginine omega-N symmetric methyltransferase activity. The transcript is spliced from 2 exons. Gene Ontology annotation, cellular component: mitochondrion. The coding region runs from base 1 to 1659 and encodes 552 amino acids.
AUGUGGGUGGCUGCAAAAUCAUUCGCACGACGGACAUUCGCCGGUCCAUCUCGACCUCGCCCGCCUCCUCGUCCCUCACCAUCGCCCGUGGACCGUGAUGACACACGACAUCGGCAUCAAUUCAAUCCAGACCCAUUCACCCUUACCCCACCCGAAGAGCACAAGCACCUCCCACUGGUCAAUGCUCAGACCCUUGCCGCAUCCAAGACUCGCCCCAGGUCAUGUCGUAUGUUGGCUAGAGACUUCAUUCACGACAGUUUGUACAAUCCUCACUACGGCUACUUCAGCAGACACGCUGUCCUAUUGCCCGAUGUCGAGAACGAACAGGGCGAGAGGGAGGCAACCUUCGGCGACAUCAAGAAUGAAGCUGACUUCAUGAGGAAGGUAGAGGGAAGCUACAUUGCCUUUGAGAAGAACUUCAUGGAUAGAGCUGCCAAGAAUGCGCCAGCACCGCCACCGCCGCCGGCUCAUCCAGAGUCAACUCCUGCUCCUCCUCGUGCUCCUUCACAGCUUCCUAGAUCCUUCUCUGCCGCCGGUCUUGACGCAGCCAAGGCACAAGGUCGUGCAGCCUGGCUCAAGUCGCAGCAGCAAGGCAUGCAGCACGACGAAGACGUCACAUCCAUGGUCGCUCGACAGGUCUGGCAUACACCUACCCAGCUCUUCAAACCUCACUACGCCAACAUCGUCGCUCAGCACUGCAUCGAUUCGAUCAGCGAUGGCCGUCCAUUGAUCAUCUAUGAGAUGGGUGCUGGAUCAGGCGCAAUGGCCGAGUGCGUUCUUAAUUAUGUUCAGGAGCGGUAUCCGGACAUGUACAGCUCUAUGCGGUACCACAUCAUUGAGAUCUCGGAUCGCUUGGCAACACAGCAAACGCAGCGUCUGACCAAGCAUCUGGAUAACAAGAGGGUGACAAUUCAUCGCCAGGAUAUUCUGACUUGGAACACUCCGGUACACGAAGACUGCUUCGUCUUGGGCUUGGAGGUGCUGGACAACCUCUCGCAUGAUGUCGUCCGCUACUCGACGAGCGACUCCACACCUUAUCAGUGCUACAUUUCAAUCGACUCGACUGGAGAUAUGCACGAGCUAUAUACCCCCGUGACGGACCCUCUGAUCCGGCAAUUUCUCUCUCUGUAUCAUCAGCUCCGGCCGCAGGAGCAAGCGCCAGCACUACCCAAGACUCUCACCUCGCUGCCCUCACCUCUGCGACGACUAGUGGCAAAUCAACUGCCUUUCUACCCGAACAUGUCCCAACCCCACUUCAUUCCUACCUCGUCCCUGAAGCUGCUGCAAACACUCGCCCACUUCUUCCCUAACCAUCGACCAAUCUUCUCGGACUUUCACACACUGCCAAAGGACGCAAGUGUGAAAGGCAUCAAUGGACCAAUCGUGCAGACGCGGAUCGGAGGGGAGAUGGUCGACGUGGGCACCUACGCCGUGCUUCAGGGGUACUUUGACAUCUUCUUUCCAACGGACUUCGAGCUGCUCAGGGACUUCUAUGCACAAGUCGACAACGAUGGCAGGGUUGCUCGCAGGGGCUUGGAGGUAGUCAAGCAUCGAGCUUUCCUGGAGCGCUACCCGCAUUUGGCAAAGGGAUGUCAGCUGAAGGAUGGAAGUAACCCGAUGUUGAGCUGGUACGAGAAUGCCAGCUGGUUGAUCGGCUAG